AUGGGGAAGAAGGCCGAUCCAAAGGCUAAGGUCACAGCUGCCAAGAGCAAGGCUGUUGCAAAGCCUGCCCUCAAGCAGGCCAAGGGCAAAGCCCAGCCGAGCACAAAGGCAGCACCCGCCCCAGAUCCCGAUCAUGGUCGGCAACAGCUGUCUAGUUUCGUGACAGCAAUGAAAUACAAGAUCAACCACGGCCAGAACAAGGAGCACAUGACCACGGCUCAGAAGCUGCUAGAGAUGUACAACAACCUUGACAAUGAUGGGAAGCGACAGAUGGCCAAGCAGUACAGCGAGCACGGGCCCAAGGAUCUCUCCUGGGCUGCGACCUAUAUCGAGAGCAACACGCACGACGAAGUGACUGAGCGGGCGAAACUCAGAGGAAUGCUCAGCCGCAAGCAAAUUUUGGAGGCCGAAGGGAUCGACACCGACGGCAUGACCGUCGACGAAAAAGAAGCCUGCCUGAAGGAGCUCCUGGAGAAGUUGUGGGCAAGGCUCGCCACGUGCCCGGAGCGAGACCCAAAUCUCAUCCAGAAGCACUCCAACUUGGCCAUGCAAAAAUAUUAUUAUGAAUAUGACGAUCUACUCAAGGAAAAGAUCGAGGACAGGAACUCCAAGUCGAUGAGUGUGUCAGCUACCGGUUGGAACAUGGAAAGGGUCUCAAAAAUGAUCGCCAACAAUCCGGCCUCGGACCCCAACAUCAAGGUGGAGAACCCGUGGCAUGCGGAGCUGAUGGCCAAGGUGAAGCCAGUGUGGUCAGCGAAGGCAAAACUCGAAAGAGAGGAGACAGCUCUCAAGGAUAUCCUCUGUGAGUUCGCUGUGGCAGUCGCCGGGAAGCCAGGGUUCACCAAGGUGGUGGACGAUUACGAGAACAAGAUGGCUGUCCUGCACGAUUACUUGUUGCAGCUUCGCAAAGCAUAUGCCGCAGUUGGUAAGAUUGCAGCCAGUGAUCAAGACGAGUGUGCCAAAGCCCUAGCCACAUGGACCACGUUCGGGGACCAGAUGCUGAUUCACCAGGAGGGUGCGAAGCAGAUGAAAUCCGGUAUGAAAGCUUUCACCUAA
Molecule: messenger RNA, 1056 nt
Organism: Symbiodinium sp. CCMP2456
Lineage: Eukaryota; Dinophyceae; Suessiales; Symbiodiniaceae
Source: the annotation of a GenBank genome assembly